Eimeria necatrix is the source of this 1764-nucleotide messenger RNA. Its product is annotated as OSIGBa0102O13.1 protein, related. The record is from RefSeq and is a predicted model, not a curated record. The transcript has a single exon. Gene Ontology annotation, biological process: DNA integration. Lineage: Eukaryota; Apicomplexa; Conoidasida; Eucoccidiorida; Eimeriidae. Bases 1 to 1764 code for a protein of 587 amino acids. Gene Ontology annotation, molecular function: nucleic acid binding.
AUGGGACCGGACUAUGCAGACGUUGCCCGGCCGCUGGUUAAUCUAGACGUCAGUUUCGAAUGGACAGAGCUUUACACGCAAGCGGUGCGGCAGCUCAAACAGCGCUUAAUCGACUUCACUACAUUACAAGUCCCUGACACCACGAAACCCUUCGAGUUAUACACAGAUGCCUCUGGUUAUUCGAUCGGAGCAGUUCUCGAACAAGACGGCAAACCCAUCGGUUUCCUCAUCCAAGUCAUGAACCCCACGCAACAGAGAUACUCGAUCUACGAUCAGGAACUCUUGGCGUUGGUCAUAGCGCUGGACAAGUGGUCGCACUUGCUCCGUGUCUCCAAGGUAACGGCAUACACUGACCAUCAAGCUCUCACCCAUCUUCAACGACUCCAAGCAUCGAAGCCUCUGCGCGGACGCACCGUCCGGUGGCUAGACUUUCUUGCGGAGUUCUCGGAUUUGCAGAUCACUUAUGUUCAAGGAGCGCGCAAUCAAGUUGCUGAUGUCUUGUCUCGCCGUCCCGGUCUUCCUAACAGCUGCUCGCACGACACACCAUCGGUACCAUUGAUGCUCGCAACAGGACAAGCGAGCGCGGCUCCCCUCUCUCGUGGUCGGCCUCCCAACUACCGAAAGCUCCCCGGAAUUCGUUCGCGAAGACCUAGACGACGCAGCCUGCCGUCCGCACCUUCACCACCUCCGCCGGAACCCAACCCAGAGCCGGAACAUCCUACACUCACAACGAAGACACCAGCUGACCCUCCUGAUGUGCGCCAAUGGCCGCAAGCUUACUCGAAGUGUCCUGUUUUUCGCGUUCCCUACAAAGCCGCAGUAAACCAACCGGGAGAAGCUCUGCUAAUCGAGUUUCGUAACCGCCAGUUCACCUUUCGCUACGUGCAGCCUUACCUGCACAUCCGCGUUCAUGGACUGUGGAGCAUCUGCGUCCCACAGUUCCCUGAGUUUCUUACUCAAGUUCUGCAUUCACAUCACGGCCAUGUCACAGCCAGCCAUCGAGGCCAGAAGAAGACCUUUGCGGCUCUCAGCAAGCACUACUACUGGCCAGGAAUUCGCGCCUACACUACUGCUUGUGUUGAGUCAUGCGCUCACUGUCGAGCGUCAAAGUCUUUUAACCAGAGGCCUGCAGGCCUUCUUCAACAGCUGCUCAUCCCUUCUCAUCGAUGGGCGCACGUGAGUCUUGACUUUAUCACAGAUCUUCCCCUUACAACGACAGGGCACGACUCGAUCCUUGUCAUGGCCGACUCCCUCAGCAAGAAGGCUCAUUUCGUUCCUGCAAAGAAGUCAUUCACAGCAGCAGACACCGUGGAGCUUUUAGCAGACCGCCUUAUCCGCUAUCACGGUUUUCCAGAGGUGCUCAUAUCGGACCGCGACCCCCGCUUUCAGUCGGACCUCUGGCAACAACUAUGUCACCGCUUUGACGUCAAACGCGCCAUGUCCUCGUCCUACCAUCCGCAAAGCGAUGGUCAAACUGAAAGGCUUAACCGCACACUGGAGCAGAUGUUUCAUACCUACAUCCAGUCCGGCGAACGCGAGUGGGAGCGUUUGCUUUCGGCCUUAGAACUUGCCUACAACACGACAAGUCAUUCCUCCACCGAGCUCUCUCCCUUCGAGGUCAUGACUGGCGAGAAUCCGUUUACUGCUGCAAAUCUUGAUAUCGCAGGCGCGUUAGCUCCUACGCUCACUCCUCCGAUGACUAAGCAUUUCCGGCAGCUCUGCGAUAGAGCACAGAGUCACAUACAGAAGGCAAAAUGGCAGUAG